ACACACACACACACACAUCCACACGCACGCACACACACAUACACACACACACACACAAACACACACAAACCAUACACAAUACCUGCACAUACACAACGUGUCCAAUGAGCUUAUGUUCUCUUUUUUAUAUGGCUUUCAAUAAAUUAUUAUGUGCCAUACCAUGUCAACCCACUCAGAGGAAGAGAUUGGAUUAUAUAACAAAGCCAAGCAGGCAGACAAUAUACAGAUUGAACAGAAUGAGGAUGCAGUAUCAUGAAGUAAUUCCCAACUCAGAAAUAAAGUGUAGUACAAAUAACAAAUAAAACAACACGAAGUAAAUGAAACCAUCAUACCCACUAAAUGAGCUUUCAUAACUAAAUGAGUUAUCUUGUUAAAUAUGAGCUUGCCAUACCCUGCAGAUCUGUGCAGCUAUUUAAAGGCACAGACGUCUUAUAUAUUUCCACACUACGAGGUUAGAAAAAUACUGUGAAAUUGUGAAAAUUAUUAUAAUGCCCUUUUAGUGUAAGAGCUGUUUGAAUAGACCACCUAAAAUGUCAGCCUGUUUUGGUGGGAUGGCAUUUUGGCCUGCCUGGUGACACCACCAGGUGGUAAAUGUGUUAAUAGACCAAUAGCAAAGAGUGUUCCAAACCUCUCUGCCAAUGACAGCUAAUUUCAGUUUUCCCCUUCCCACUCAAACCACUACCAGACAGUCGUAGCAAAAUUCUUCUUUGAGAAAUUGCUCUUUGCUAAGAAGCUAUUUUUGUUUCUUUUUGACCAUUUUAAUUUAAAACAAUUACAGCAAGGUACAUCAUUAUUACCCAGAAAUGAUUUGAUAUUGAGAUUAACGGCUUCAAACCACUCGCUGAGUAAACUUGCCUGCAAAACAGAAAAUGACUGUUAACUCCCAGAGCUGAGGUCUAUAGACUUUAGCUUGGUAAACUAACAUAGUCUUGUGUUGUGCAAAACACCCGGGUUUGAUACCCAGUUGAUUGCAUAAGUUCCAGCCAUAGGACCAAAGCCAGGAACACUGUGAACAACACAGCCAGGUCACCCAUGAUGCCAAAUCAGUGGUAGACGUAAAUCCAUAUCUGAGGACGUCAGGGGAUUAUGUGGAAACCAUCCACAAGGGGCAACAGUGAGCGGUGUUAGUUUCAAGUAGGUUUAUGUUUUUGAUGUGGACAGGGAUGGGUGUAAGGAUCUGCUUCUGGUGCCAAAGGUUGCAUGUUCAAAUCCAGCUGUAGAAGUUGUUUUUUAGAUUUUUGUCCCUUAACUUAAUCAUUCAGAGUUAAUGCCUAAUCAUCUGCCUCUGGUGCCAGGUUGCAAUUUUGAAUCUAGCAAUAGAAAGUUGUUGUUUUUAGAUUUUUUUCCCCCAAACCUUAACCCUUACCAUAGCCCAUUCGGAGUUAAUGCCUAACCUUAAGAUUUUGGAGUUAAUGCCUAAACCUGGCCCUAACCUUAAAAAUUCAGAGUUAAUGCCUUAACCUGGCACUAACCUUAAAAAUUUAGAGUUAAUGGCUGAACUUAACCUUAAACACUUUGAAAUUUGACAUUGGGAACAAAUGUAACCCUGGAGGUGCCUUGAUAGAUAGAGACCUGGGUGAAGGGUUGACAGCCUCAGAUUCACCGAGAGGUGUUGACCAACGUGACCAUCUCCACAGCGGGAGCCGUCUUGCGCUCUGGCUGUUGUCAGAAUUAAACGUUUGUCCAUGUUCGUCCAUCUUUCUCAAGCGUCAAAUUUCGAUUGAGAAAGAUGGACAAACAUCUAAUUCUAACGUGAGACCGUGAGAGCUUGUUGCAGCCAUACGGCUCCCGCUGUGGAGAUGCUCAUGUUGUUUUGCAUCUUAUCUACCGAGAGCAUGCAUGGGCAGGCUUAGAUGAAAACAUCUCUCUGUGAAUCUGAGGCUGUCAACCCUCCACCCAGGUCUCUAUCUUCUAAGGGACCACCAGGGUUACAUUUGCCUGCAUGGAAAAUUAAAUGUUUUAAAAUAUUUUGUAACAGAAAGCGAAAAUAUGUGCUUGUUAUUUGACAGGUCCAGGUAGUCCCUCACCGUUUCAGUCCAUUUCCUUUGACCUUUUCUUCUACCUGGGUCAUUCCUCAUGACCCAGGAGGAGGUUUACAAGCACUACUGAGAUUCAAUCAGCAUUGAGACACUGUAUGGACAUGAUACGAUAACAACUAUUGAGUAUAGCAAUGCACAAACUUGAUAGCAUUUUCCUGACAUUGAUUGCUGUUGAUGUGCACAGAGACAACGGCUCACGUGCACUUGCUCAUAUGGGAGCACACCUGACCUUGUUCCAGUCUGUAACACUCCCCCCACACUGCCGUAGGCCACUCCCAAAGUAAACAACAUUGACAUUUUUUAUGUUGCAGGAGGAAAACCUUCCUAUUGCACUCUCGGAAGAUGCUGAACAUAGAACUGUCUGCAAAUUUAAUUGGCCCAAUUUAGCCUGUUUCUUCCUUGCAGUAAUUUUCCUCUGUUGCUAAGUCUGUUGCUAGGGCAUUGUUUGGUGGGUAGCUCUGUGACUGUGCCUGCUGCCUAAUCUGAUUCCACUCUGAAGCUGUGUGCUUGUGUGCCAGCUAUCCAGAGGCGGGUAGAAACAAAAGGAAAACAUAUCGAGGCAUAAAAUGCUGUCGUACUGCUGUUUUAUUGUGAUGCUAAUGACACACUUCUCAGUUGCCUUAAGAGGUACAAAAAGCUGAACUAAUUUCAGGUGAACAUUUGGUGUGUUCUCCUAUCAGGGCUGGGGGACAUAGAAGAAUAAAAGUACAUACAAUCUGGUGUAAAACCUGUUUUCAAGUAUUAUUUUUUGUGGUUUAACUGUUUAACUGAUUUCUUUGCCCUUACUUGCUGAAAACGUACCUGUAGUGGAAGACAUGAUGGUCAGGCUACACAGUGUAUUUCAAGAGGGGUGUUUACUUAGUGACAGGGACAGCUGCUAUAUUUACCAACAUCCUGGGUGCCAUGCAGUCAGAAUAAAGAGAGAGCAUCUGGACUGUAAGGGGGGGAAAGAAGUCUGGAUUCAGGAAAGCGAUAACGACCUUAGGGGUCAAUUACGUCAUUCUUGAUAUAAAAAAAGGAGAAGGCCAAAGACGUACACACUUACAUAACCAACUCCUUUAAGCGAUGAUGCUAAGCUGCACAACAUUCAACAGUAGAGAGGGAAUGGAUAAAGAAUGGAGGUAUGUUAUAAUGUGCAGUCGGGCAUUAUGUGAACCUUGAAUUAUUCAGCCGUCAAACAUCAAUAAAACAAACACUUUUGUGCAUGUACUGGAGCCUGGAGGCCUUUGCAUGUCUAAGUCAAAAAUGGAGAGGGUGAAUUGAACUACCUGUAUAGGGUCCGUGAAAAUCGAUAUACAACCCAAACAUUGUACACUAUUAUUCUGUAAUUCUUAUCUGAAUAUUCAGUCAGCGGUUUUCCGCUGUUUUCCACCUGGUGGGACGACAUCAUUUAGAAAUACAUGAAUACAUUAAGAGUUAGAACCCCACCCAGUUCCUAUCUGCAGCGUCAUUCACAGCUAGAUUUCAAUCAUCAUUCAAUUACAUCAAUACGUAAUCGGAUAAUGCGUUUUUAGGUUGUUGCAUUUUUCUGUGGCACCUGCAUGUGAACGACAGUAAGCUUUGGUUUUAUUGGAUGUAAGAAACGGUCUCAUGCCUUUGUUCCAUGUUUGAGGAAAUACAUGCAAAGUAUUUUCAAGUAAAACAAAAACAUUUUCCAUCUGGUAGCCUAUUUUUGAUGUGGGUCUCACUGGUUUAAUGACCAAGGUCCAGUCAGUGUCUGUGCCAUCUGUGCCAGGCAGGGGUGGACGUGGGCGGGGGUGACAUGAUUUUACAUAACAGAUUCCAGACAGAGUCGCCCCUUGUUCGUAAAGGGUACCGUGCCAGUGCGCCACGUCAUGAAGCCUUGGACAGAAAUACAUCUCACCUAGUUUUACUUUUCUCACAGAUCCAAAGGGGAAAAGGCAGUGUUAAGCACCAUGGGACCAUUCCAGGAAUACGAGGAAAAGAAGUCGCCAGGGAAGGAGAGCCCCCGCAGCCGCAUCCCACGCUUGAUCCUCCAUCCUUUCCAGCCUAAUGAGAAAGGGUCGCCCCUGUCCGAAUCACCCAUUUCAGAGGAGGAGGGUAAGGACUGUGACAUCAGCUCGGACAACUCCAAACGGACCAUCAGCACCAACAGCUUUUGCUCUGAUGACACCGGCUGCCCCAGUAGUCAGUCUGUGUCCCCCUCCAAAACCCCAUCAGGCUCAGACAACAGUCCGCAUGGCUCCCCCACGCCCACCGCCGAGUGCAAGACCAAGGUGAAGAGGGUGAGGGUGAUGGAAGAGUGGCACACACCCCCGCCAAGGCACAAGAGGGAGCAGCGAUCGUCCACAUUGCCCAGAGGUAGUGAGGCAGACUUCAGCUCCUCCAGCAGCACUGGCAGCCUAAAGCGAGGGGGGAGCCUGGCCCACAGCUCCACGGGGAAGAAGAUCUCCUCACGCAGUCGGGGUGCCCACAUCAGGGGCCUCCCUGUGUUCAAGCUGGCAGGGAUCCCCUCAGCAUCCCGUGAUGCAGAGCUCUAUGCCCCGUACAGGACAGUUCCCUCAUCCACCACCAACAGCAGCAGCAACUCUAGCCCCACGGUACCCUCCAGAAGGAUGACCCCCAGAAGAUACCACUCCUGUGGGGACAACCAUGGCAUCAGACCCCCCAAUCCAGAGCAGUACCUCACCCCCCUGCAACAGAAGGAGGUGGCCAUCCGCCACCUGAGGAGCAAGCUGAGGGAGGUGGAGAACACAGUCCACGACAGGGAGUCUGAGAUUGAGAAUCUCAAAUCCCAGCUGGGACGGAUGAGGGAGGACUGGAUCGAGGAGGAGUGCCACCGCGUCGAGGCACAGCUGGCCCUAAAGGAGGCACGAAAGGAGAUAAAGCAGCUCCGGCAGGUUGUGGAGACCAUGAAGAGCAGCCUGAUGGAGAAGGACAAGGGCAUCCAGAAGUACUUUGUCGACAUCAACAUCCAGAACCGCAAGCUGGAGUCCCUGCUGCACAGCAUGGAGAUGGCCCAGAGCGGCUCCACGCUGCAAGACGAGCCAACCAUGGACUUCAUCUGUGGCGACUCCGACUCCCCUGUCAACGACCAGCAGGGGGAGGUGGGUGACCAGGCGGUGGAGGAGAUGGCGGACAGUGGGCUGCUGGUCAACUACAACCUGGAGCACGUGCUCAUGUCCACGGCGGUGGACUCUAGCCACGACUCUAGCGGUAAGCUGCGCUGCCACCCAGAGGCUGGUCCAGGGGUGUCCACUCUACUCCACAGUCUGGAGGAGAAGGUCACACCACUGCCUCCACCACCCUCCAACACGUUCUGCUGCAGCACACUCCCCUUCCCUGCUCCAGAGGACAAGGCCGUUCAGACCGAGGUGGUGUCCUUCCCUCCUGACCUGCACACCCUCCUGCUGCAGCUGCUGAAGCUCCAUGGUGGUGCAGUUGGAGAUGCUCUCCUCCCAGCUUCUACCAGCCUCCUAGAAAUCCCAGCACUGCAGGGCCCAGCCUCGGCCCCUAUCCCAACCAGCCCUAACCAGUCCACCUUAAGCCUGCCUAGCCCCAGCCAGCCCACACCAGUUUUGCCAGUGAGCCCUGACAUGUCCAGUGAUUCAGGCCUGUGUUGCUCAGACCCUGAGGUGAUUGUCUCCAUGCGCUUCAUGGAGGAGCUGGAUUUUGAGGUGAGCAGUGAGGAGCCCUGCAGGGCCCCCGAGAUGGACGUGGUCAACAAACGCUAUUGGAGCAGCAGCUUCCUUGUCGAUCUUGUUGCUGUGGCCGUACCAGUGUUGCCCACGGUGGCCUGGCUGUAUUCCCGGCAUGGCGUGGAUGGGGCGGCGCCAGUCUACAACAUCGCAGCACUGAUCCGUGGCUGUUGCAUGAUGGGCUUGCACUCUCUCCGUCAUGUCACUCAUCAUCAUGGGGCAGAUGUGUAACGAACGGCCUCUGACCCCCGCAUGCACAGCCCGACCCCCUCAACUUGAAGCACUUAAACAUCAGUUAAUCAAAGAGUAUUUGUGAAAAUCUUUAGUUUUUCUACACUUGUGAAUAUUAAAGCUACAGUUAUUAAUUUAGGUUCCCACGCGGUUACUUUGCACUGUGUACAGUUGUUGUGAGUUAUGUGAAAUUUAUGGUGAAGGGAUUUUAUUUACUUUUCCAUCUGUUCUGUUAUCAUAAUUGUGUCUAAAUGGAUAAUCUGAGUAGGUGGUUAUGCAUCAUUGAUGUCCUGGGCUGGCACUAGUUACCCCUACUUAAAGCAACUAUGUUAUUUUUCUGAAAGUAUUAGGACUUCUGAGGGUGGGGAUGAAAUUGAAUGUUAGUUUAAGCCUGUGUUUGUAAUGGUUUAUGUAAUGGUUUAUGUUCCCCAAUCUUAAACCUGCAGCCAAAGCUUCAUUAGUGAACGUUCACUCUUAAUGUUUAUUUUUCUACCUGGGAGUAGAGCUUUUUACGUACGUGUGUAAUAAUAAAUUGUUGAUGGGAGUAUGAGCUCAAUGCUUCGAAACAUCCCAUACUCGUUUGUGCCUGAGCUACUUUGUGUAAUACUCAUAACAUCAAAUGUCCUAAUAUAUUUAUUAAAGCAUGAUAAUCCAAUCCA
Messenger RNA from Oncorhynchus gorbuscha (pink salmon), 6588 nucleotides. It is a transcript of the gene sybu, whose product is annotated as syntabulin (syntaxin-interacting). The coding region runs from base 3956 to 5929 and encodes 657 amino acids. The record is from RefSeq and is a predicted model, not a curated record. Gene Ontology annotation, cellular component: cytoplasmic microtubule; vesicle. The transcript has 7 exons. Lineage: Eukaryota; Metazoa; Chordata; Actinopteri; Salmoniformes; Salmonidae. Gene Ontology annotation, biological process: axonal transport of mitochondrion; synapse maturation.